This is a messenger RNA of Humulus lupulus (European hop), 1182 nucleotides long. Its product is annotated as serine/threonine-protein kinase STY46-like. Gene Ontology annotation, biological process: protein phosphorylation. Bases 1 to 1182 code for a protein of 393 amino acids. Lineage: Eukaryota; Viridiplantae; Streptophyta; Magnoliopsida; Rosales; Cannabaceae. The transcript has 5 exons. The record is from RefSeq and is a predicted model, not a curated record. Gene Ontology annotation, molecular function: ATP binding; protein kinase activity.
AUGGGUUCGAAUGUUUCCACCAACCAACGAGAGAAAUUUCCCAUUUACAAACUCGAACAACAGGUAUUAGACCUAGAAAGACAAGUCCUAAAGCACAAGGAACUUCAAAUCACAUUGAAGAGAAGGAUGGAAAGAACACAAGAUUAUUUGAGACACUGUCUUCAAAUAGCACAAGAAAAUGGAUUCUUAGACCUUAUUUGCCAAAACAAAGAUCCUCCUCCUCCUCGGACCCCUUGUUCGCAACACCACUCCGAACUAGUUGCCCUAGUUGAUACAGCAAAUCGAAACGGAUGGUACAUCGCUCCAAAUGAGAUUGAAUUUCAUGAGAAAAUAGGGCAAGGAAGUACGGCCGAUAUUUACAGAGGAACAUGGCGAGGGUGCCACGUGGCAGUGAAGUGCAUAAACCCACACUUCUUCACCUCAAACGACAAGGCCGUGACCUUCUUCGCGCAAGAGCUUGAGACCUUAGCUCGGCAACGACACCGUUUCGUGCUGCAACUGAUGGGCGCGUGUCUCGACCCGCCGAACCACGCGUGGGCCGUGACCGAGCUGCUGGGGAUGACUCUUGAGGAGUGGCUCCAUGGACCCGGGGGAAGGCCCAAACGGAUGAUGACGAUAAGAGCUGAUGGGCCUGUUCCUCCAUUGGGCCUGAGACUGACUAGGGCCCUGGAAAUAGCCCAGGCCAUGCAGUAUCUCCAUGAGCAAAGGCCCAAGGUGGUUCAUAGAGAUCUGAAGCCCAGUAAUAUUUUUCUGGACGAUGCUUUGCAUGUGAGAGUUGCAGAUUUUGGUCAUGCCAUGUUCUUAUACGAUCAAGAGAUGGCCCUCUCUGGUGAUACAGGAACUUAUGUGUAUAUGGCCCCAGAGAUUAUAAAGUGUGAGCCAUAUAAUGAAAAAUGUGAUGUUUAUAGCUUUGGUGUUAUUAUGAAUGAGCUCAUGACUGGGGAAUAUCCCUACAUCCAAAUCGACUAUGGUCCCCCUAAGAUCGCCAUGGAAGUAGUAGAAAGCGAUCUAAGGCCAAGACUACCUGAAGAUGAAAAUGGGGCACUUAGAGAAGUUAUUGAGUUGAUUUGCCUAUCAUGGAAUGGAGACCCUUCUAAAAGGCCAUCCUUUGCUACAAUCACUUGCCUUCUUAAAAAGAUUAUUAUUCAAAACACAAUUAUGGAAAGUACUAUUCUUGAUUGA